This is a messenger RNA of Sordaria macrospora k-hell, 348 nucleotides long. RefSeq lists its product as uncharacterized. Lineage: Eukaryota; Fungi; Ascomycota; Sordariomycetes; Sordariales; Sordariaceae. The record is from RefSeq and is a predicted model, not a curated record.
AUGACUGCUCCUACCCCCAAUUCCGACCUUGGACGCGUUGAUGACCAUGAUGAGAGCGAUACCCAAGACUCACAAUCGACACAUUACAUCACAACCAAAAUGUCUGGGCUAUCCGUGUCUGAGUCCACGUCCGCAUCCAAGCAAGCCGAGUUGGCGUCCGCUUCCGCUUCCGCUUCCGCGUCCACAUCCACAUCCAAGCAAGCCGCAAACUCUCAGAGCCUCAUGCUGAAGCCGACAACGCAACAUGCAGGGAAAGCAAGCACAUCGGAAACGACAUCGGGACAAGAACGCACCGUACCACCUGUCAUCAGCGCCAUUGAGAAGGAGAUUGUCGCCGCCUUUUUUUGA